AUGUUCAAUUUCUCGAUAACCCCCGCCCUCAACCCCUACAGCUUCUUGUCCGUUUCGGCAGUUGCUGCAGUCUCAGCAAUUCUCCUGGAUUGGAGCUAUAUGCUAUGGCGACGACGCAAACUGCCUCCGGGGCCGCUGCCCCUGCCAAUUGUGGGAAACCACUUCCAAACUCCAAGUGUGAAGCCCUGGAUCACCUGGGAGAAGUGGGCAAAGAAGUACAAUACUCCCAUGUUGACACUUUGGAUCGGGCGUCAGCCACGCAUCAUUCUUUCUGAUGCAUGGGUUGCGUCUGAACUACUGGAAAAGAACGCAGCCACAUUCUCCUCGAGACCCCGGUUGGUGGCCAUGGGCGACGCUCUAAACUGUACCACUACGAAUCAGACCACACUUGAGUACGGUGAUCGAUGGAGGCUUCACCGGAAACUCAUGCACGCAGCUGUUGGCUCUCAGGCUGUUCGAAACUAUCGGAGCUUUCAGGCAGACGAGGCCAAGCUCUUGAUCAGAGACUUAAUGGAAAAGCCAGAGGAAUUUGAGGCUUCCAUCGAGCGGUAUACAAUCUCGGUUACCUCCAUCAUCGGAUGGGGUCGUCGCAUCGAUCGGAACAGCGACUACGUUGCCCAGCAAGCGCUUCAAAUGAUGGAGGCGGUAAACCUUGUCGUCCCUGGUGUUUUCAUUCUAGAGACCAUUCCGGCCCUGUUGAAACUUCCAUCGUGGCUAUACGGUUUCCCAAGAACCCUGAGAAUGAGCGCCGCAGUCGCUGGCAGGUACUUCUACAAGUUGACUGAAGAAAGCCUUGGUAACGGACGAAAGGCAUUCAACAGAUUCAUCAUGGACUCCCAGAAGAAACAUCAAAUGACCGACUUGGAGGUUGCCGGGUUGAUGGGUAACCUCAUAGGAGGCGGUGUCGACACGACCUCCAGCACCAUGCUCAGCUGCAUUCUUGCCUUGGCAGUCUUUCCAGAUGUCCAAAUGAAGGCUCAAGAAGAGAUAGACGCCAUGAUUGGUCACGAAAGAUCACCAGGCUGGGAUGACAUCGACCAUGGACGGCUUCCUUACCUUGCUGCUUUCGUCAAGGAGGUUCUCCGAUGGAGGACAGUCACCGUGCUCUGCGGCAUCCCACACGCCAAUACGAAGGACUUCGUACACGAAGGAUACCACUUCCCUGCUGGAACCAACUUCACCAGCAACAUGUGGGCCAUACAUCGCAACUCGAAGGACUUUCCAGACCCUGAUAGCGUCAGACCGGAGAGAUUUCUGAACGGGUCGGAAAAUCCGUACCCUAAUGCACGGGGAAGCAACCCAUUCGGCUGGGGCAGAAGGCAGUGCAGUGGUCAGCCUCUUGCUGAACAAGGCCUUCUGUACUCCGUAGGCCGGAUGAUCUGGGCUUUCAACAUAAGACCGGGUUUGGAAGAAGAGGGAAAAGAGAUGAUGUUGGACAUAUUCGCCUAUACCGAGAGCGAGAAUACUCGCCCAAGGCCUUUCAAAGCCCAGUUUCUGCCUCGGUCUCCGGAGAUCCGGAAACUCAUUGACGGAGAAGCUGUAGCCGCUCGGGAGGCUUUGCGUAUCUACGAUGGUGAGACGAGUUUGACCAUGGAAGACGCUGUAACGAACCCCGCAUUGCAUUGA
This is a messenger RNA of Colletotrichum karsti, 1626 nucleotides long. RefSeq lists its product as uncharacterized. The transcript is spliced from 3 exons. Gene Ontology annotation, molecular function: heme binding; oxidoreductase activity, acting on paired donors, with incorporation or reduction of molecular oxygen; iron ion binding. The record is from RefSeq and is a predicted model, not a curated record. The coding region runs from base 1 to 1626 and encodes 541 amino acids. Lineage: Eukaryota; Fungi; Ascomycota; Sordariomycetes; Glomerellales; Glomerellaceae.